ACUCAUAUCCAUGUGCCAACAUCGCGCUCAAAAUCGCAGUGUCCGCGAACAGGUGCAGACAAUGUGUAUAGUUUGUACUGCCGUAGCAAUAUGGUAGCGCAGCUUCGUGUCGUCUGCGAGUGAUCCUCGUCGGCAGGUUCGGAAGCAGGCGAUACAGUUCUGUCGUCUGCUAUAGUUUGGAAGCAGACGACACGCUUCCUCACCGGAUUUUUCGUCGAUGACUUCUACCCCUUACGAUUCCUUGACAGAUCUGACCAGACGCAAAAUCACGUGACAUCAACGAGUAGACGGGAAAAAAAGGAGGAACUGGUCGUAACCAGAUCCCCAUCUGGUUCUCCGCAACAGUUUCACCGAAUCCUGCAGCAACAACGUCCCUGCAUGGUCAUCUCGGCGAGUCUGCAACCGCGAGACUCGAUGUCUCCCAUCUACGAGACCUGAGCGGCUCUUGGAGACUCUGCAGAUUUUCCAAUGACCACCUCCCGUGAUGGCGGGUCCCCGGAUCCCCCACUGAAGACCUGCUUUCCAGGAGGUGCUUCGUGCGCAGGCAAGCUCUCCUCCUCUUCCCCGAAUCCUCCGGUAGCCCGUGAGGUCAUCGGUGUUCUAACCGCGGUUGGCGCCGGCCUCUGCCUCACUCUCGGCGGCCUCUUCGUCAGCCUCGUGGUGCACGUCCCCGCCUUGACCGUGAGCGGCGUUCGGAGCACCUUCGCCGUCUUCUACCUCCUCCCCUUCCUCCUCUACUUCCGGCCGCAGCUGGUUCCCAAGAGCGGACGCCUGGAACUAGCCGGAGUUUCCGUGAUCUUCGCCUUCAAGUUCCUGACGUUCACGUUGGGCAGCGUCAAAUUACCCCUCGCCGAGUUCUCCCUCCUCCUCAACACCACUCCGCUAUUUGCUGCGCUACUCAGCUGCCUCUUCCUGCGCGAGCCCUGCGGUUCGCGAGAGACCGUGGGAGGAGCAAUAGUGCUAGCUGGUGUCACCAUAGUCUUCCUGCCGAGCCUACUCAUUCAGCAGUUCACGCCCCUAGAGCCGCCCACUCCUUUCAUUUCUACACCCGCACCCAUCCUUACUUCCCGGCUCACUACCCUGCCCGUGACCCUCUCCACGCUGCCCCUUACCACACGGGUAACGAGUCCUCCUGCUUCGCCGUCCCAGCUAACCACGCUCCCUGUGACCACCACCCCAUCGAGUCUCACGACAAAGAAUGCCACGAGCAAGCCCCUCUCCACGACUACGGGUCGGAGCACCGUGACAGCACCUCGUACAAACACCUCUACUACCCCGCAACCCCAAGGCAACGUCACUUCUGCCCCGCAGACCCACAGUAAUGUUACCUCGCACCCUUUGCCUCAAACUACCAAACUGCCACCAAGUACCAACGAUACUGCCGUUCGAAACACAAAUAUCUCUCUCGUGCAAACUUCAAAGCUAUCUCCCCUCCUUGCCAGCUUAGCCGCCAAGUCCUCGAUGACUUCUGCAACUGGAAUCAGCCUGACGCUGCUGUCGUCCAUCGCGAAUGCCGUCGUGCUUGUGUGGCUACGUCGGCUGUGUGACAUCUCGCCCUUGGUGAUCGCAUUUUGGGCUUCGUUGACGACCACCAUCAUGUGCCUGCCCAUUGCCCUCAUCCUCGGACAAUUGGGAACCUGGGAUGUCCUUUCCGACGUCCUGUACAUUGCCCUGGCUGGAGCGACCUGCCUGCUCUCUUCGUACCUUCCAGCCGUGGCCUGCUCGCUGACCCAUGCCGGACGAGUCGCGAUAGCCAUGACGUCCGGCGUCAUUUUCUCCUUUGCGCUUCAAGCUAUCGUGCAGAUGGUAGCUCCGACACCGUGGUCUCUCGUGGGGGGUGGAUUCAUCGUGGCGGCCGUGAUCAUCACAAACGUUGACGUCAGCGAGAUUACGGCGAGGUGUGACAAGCGAGUGUGCGACGACUCCGCUGCCGAUCACUCUCCGCUCAGGGACAACGUCAAGCAAGAGUAUGGUGCAGUGAGUGUGGAUCGAGGCUCUAAUGUCAAAGGUUUCUGACGCUUCGUGGAAAGCUGGUAGUGUGAUUUAGACAGAGUGAACAUUGCAAAGGACAUCUCGAGGACAUUGUAAGGACGUCUUACAGGUUACGUUAGCGAGCAGAGACUUCAAGUGGUGAUGCGAACGGAAUAAUGUGGAAACUGAUUGCUGUACAGUUGACGUAAUGUUUUAUGCAGUUGAGUUCCAAUUGCGGUAUGAUUAUUAUCGUACUUUUAUAAGCUUUAAGCCUUCGUUGUUCCCUUUUAUUUAAUAACCAAUCACAAUGAGGCAUACUAGUUAAUGUUUCAAGGAGCUGUGUGUUAUGAUGAUGCACAUUUAUUUUUGCUGUUUUGUUACCGAAAUACUGCAUACAGCCUCACUAAAAGUGUGGUGCAGUUCAAUGUUGAAUUUUUAGACACUAUAUAUUAAAUAUUUUAACCGUUAAUUGCUCCUAACGAAUUGUUGUGUACAAUAAAUAACACUUUUAGGGACUCA
This is a messenger RNA of Ornithodoros turicata, 2490 nucleotides long. RefSeq lists its product as uncharacterized. NCBI's taxonomy places the organism in Eukaryota, Metazoa, Arthropoda, Arachnida, Ixodida, Argasidae. Bases 469 to 2016 code for a protein of 515 amino acids. Gene Ontology annotation, cellular component: membrane. The transcript has 3 exons. The record is from RefSeq and is a predicted model, not a curated record.